AUGAGUACGGCUCCGCGUAAAGGAACGCGACGAGCAUGCGAUCCUUGUUCUGUUCGGAAAGUGCGAUGUGAUGGUGUUCAGCCAUGCUCACGAUGCGAGGCUGCGAGCUGGGAAUGCACCUAUCUCAAAACUCACGGCAAAUCCGGACCCAAAGGACCUCGCCGAACGACAGAAGCUGCCAUCAGGAGAUUGCAAGAACGUAGCAAAACCAAUCACGACGAAUCGAGAAGCAACAGCGACGCCAGUUGCGAUACUGGAAGCCCAACCGCCACCGAGAUACAUUUCAGCAAAUCGCCACCACCUAUCAACGAUGCAGACAUCGAUGGCCUGGUAUGGCCACAACCAAUUAGUCCAACCUUCCCGACAGCUAUCAAGGAGCCUCAACGGAUAUCGACUUCUUGUAUUGCGCAGUAUCUGGAAAUUUACCAAGCCCGAGGAUAUGGCAUAUGGCCCAUUGUUGACGCCGAUGCCCUGAUUGCUCACCUCCUCACCCAUUCAGACGACAUGGAAGCCUAUGGGCUUGCGACAGCUAUCUGUGCCGCCAUCGUGAGCCAGUUCUCCCUCGACGCCGAGCCAGGUAGUCCAGUUGAAUGUCACUAUCGGAUAUCGAGUGGCACGUUCGAAGCAGAGGCAAAGAUGGCACGGGACGACUCGGACCACAUGGAACUCGUGACUACGUCUUCUCUAUUGAGCAGCUUCUUUCUGCAUGUUUAUUCUGCCAAUAUCGGCCGUAUGAACGUAUCGACAGUCCUGCUCGGCGAGGCCAUCACCAAAGCACAUAUCCUUGGUUUGUACAAGCCAUCGUACUACCAAGGCAUGACUGUUGAGCAAGUGCAGCACUACCUAAGGAUCUACUGGCUUCUCUUCAUCACGGAAAGGGCGCAUUCCCUCCAGCAUGAUGUACCGAUCAUGCUGAAAAGAGCACCAGAUCUUCCCCCUUUAGAAAACCUUGAGGACGGGUCAGUUACACCUGCAUUUGUUCAACUGUGUCGUCUUUUCAACAUUCUCGACGUCACCAUCACUGCGGAUCCCACGACCGCUCGUAAUGCACUCGCUCUCGCUCAGCAACAACUUAGCAAUGACGAAGCCCCUCUCAGCCUAGAGAACGAACUUCAACGUGCUGACAUCUCCAUGACUCAGCAGUGGAUGCGUAUAUUCCUUUGGCAACACGCACUCAAUGUCACCAACAUGAGUAGCGAGAACGAGUUUAAUGAGUUCUCGUUUACUUUCCCAGCUCAGGUAGCGCAAACUGUACUGAGUAAUCUGAGCAACCUGUCGAAACAAAGCAUCGAGGCGCACGGGCCUGGCAUGGAAGCAAAGCUCUUCGACGUUGCCAACUCGCUCGCAGAUGUCAUGAUGAUCAUGCCAUCUUUGAACCACGAGUCGCAUUUUGAGUUUGGACCCAGAGACCUGAUCCACUCACUCUCACAGGUGCUUUCUUCAUUCCGAGGUGGCAAUCCUGCGGUAAUGAGCAUCUUGCAAGAGAAGAUGGCCGCAUUAGGUCUCUCUGUGGGUUCCCCCCAAAGGUUGCUCGAACUUUCCUCGCCAGAAGAAGAGCAUGAGGUAUGGCAUGGCGAGAGGUCGAUGUCGGCACCUUCCAGCCAUCGCCCGUUUGUCAACAAGAAGCCUUUGCCGCCUAGCUUUGCCAAGAGCGUGAGCAUGGACGGAGAUUAUUGA
This is a messenger RNA of Dothidotthia symphoricarpi CBS 119687, 1677 nucleotides long. RefSeq lists its product as uncharacterized. NCBI's taxonomy places the organism in Eukaryota, Fungi, Ascomycota, Dothideomycetes, Pleosporales, Dothidotthiaceae. Gene Ontology annotation, biological process: regulation of DNA-templated transcription. Bases 1 to 1677 code for a protein of 558 amino acids. The record is from RefSeq and is a predicted model, not a curated record. Gene Ontology annotation, molecular function: zinc ion binding; DNA-binding transcription factor activity, RNA polymerase II-specific. The transcript is spliced from 2 exons.